AUGUUCGAAGAUGACUUAGAUAUCGAUCAGGAAUUCGAAACCUCACAACCUGCUGCCAAGUAUGAUUGUCCACCCUCACGGGCCUCACCUACUCUGGGCGACAAUGAGUAUUUUGAUCGCAAGGCAGACGCUGAUAUCAUCAUGGGCAUGGAUGAGGAUCCUGUUGACAGAGACUUUUAUGUUGACGAGGAUGUUCCAUCUGAUGAUGAGUCUCUCGACAAUCAAAGUGAAGAUAUCGAGGGAGGUGACGAGCACGUUUGGGACCCAGAGGUGGAUCCUGAAUACUUAUCAAAUGAUGCUGUCCUCGAGGAUGGCCUUGCACAAGAAGACCAGAGCGAGCUGGAGGAUAUCCUCCCACAUGCAUUAUCAGAACAUCUGUCUCUUCUCAAUGGUUACUUGACUGUACUCAGAGGCAACACUUACCCUUACUCAUACAAUAAUGAACUCAACAAGGACAUUUGCACUUUGAUCCGCUCUACUGCAGUGCGCCAGUAUAAGUAUAACUCCACAUACGCGGAGUUUGAAACUACCUUUGCUCUUGAUGUCAUCCAAGUCGUUACCCAUCAUUCACAGUUGGAUGAUAGAGUGAGUGUAUUGACCCUCAUUCGAGCAACAGCCAUGCUGACUCUCCAAGUCGUUGCCCACCGUUCUCAGGAUGAUGAAGUCAGUGUGUCGACCCUCAUUCGAGCAACAGCCAUGCUGACUCUCCAAGUCGUUGCCCACCGUUCUCAGGAAGAAGCUCACAUGGGUGCGGGUAAGGGUGCGGGUGCGAGUGAGGUCUCCGACACCUUAGGGUUUACCCGUAUAGAUCCUUAA
Molecule: messenger RNA, 816 nt
Organism: Suillus fuscotomentosus
Lineage: Eukaryota; Fungi; Basidiomycota; Agaricomycetes; Boletales; Suillaceae
Exons: 11
Coding region: 1-816 (271 amino acids)
Source: RefSeq, a predicted model, not a curated record